CUUUCCCCAUCAGUGAGCGCCAGACGCGGGCCCCGGGCGGCCCUCUCUCUCUCUGCGGUCAGUGCGGCGCCGGCGGCCGCCAUGCAUUUCUCCAUCCCCGAGACCGAGGUGCAGAGCGGAGACAACGGCUCUACGUACGUGGCUUACAAUAUCCACGUGAAUGGGGUACUGCACUGUCGAGUUCGAUUCAGUCAACUGUAUGGACUGCAUGAACAGUUGAGAAAAGAAUAUGGGAACCAUGUACUUCCGCACUUUCCUCCUAAAAAGAUUUUCACUCUCACGUCUACAGAGGUCGAACAGCGCAGAGAGCAGUUGGAGAAAUAUAUUCAGAGCGUACGGCAAGAUUCUGUACUCGGUGGAAGUGAGACAUUCAAUAGUUUUCUCAGAAAAGCGCAACAGGAGACUCAGCAGAUUCCAACACAGGAAGUACAGCUGGAAGUAUAUCUGUCCAAUGGACAGAAAGUAAAAGUCAAUAUUUUCAGCUCCGACCAGACUGAAGAUGUGCUGGAGGCAGUUGCUGCUAAACUGGACCUUCCUGAUGAACUUGUUGGGUACUUCAGCCUUUUUCUGAUCCGAGAAGGAGGUGAUGGUAAUUGUUCCUUUGUGCGAAAGCUGCAGGAGUUUGAGCUGCCUUAUGUAUCUGUCAGUAGCUUGAAGAAUUCAGAGUACAAAAUCGUGCUGCGAAAAAGCUACUGGGAUUCUAUGUAUGACAAUGAUAUCAUGGAAAAUAGAGUUGGGUUGAACUUACUAUAUGUGCAGACUGUUUCUGAUAUUGAACGAGGGUGGAUCCUUGUGAACAAGGAGCAGCAUCGACAGCUGAAAUCACUUCAAGAAAAAGGUUCAAAGAAAGAGUUCAUUGGAUUGGCACAAACGCUGAAGUAUUAUGGAUACAUCAAGUUUGAUCCUUGCAUCACAGAUUUUCCAGAUAAAGGCUGUCAUGUAAUAGUCAGUGCUGGCAACAAUGAACUAAAUUUUCAUGUCAAGUUACCCAACGAUCAAGUCAAAGAAGGCAGUUUCAAGGUCACUCGCAUGAGGUGCUGGCGUGUUACUUCCUCGGUUCCAUUGACAAACAGCCCAGGAAAGACUGAAACAAAACUAGAGUUAGCUUUUGAAUAUUUGAUGAGUAAAGACCGUCUCCAGUGGGUAACAAUUUGCAGCUCACAGGCAAUAAUGAUGAGCAUUUCUUUGCAAGCGAUGGUGGAUGAACUGAUGGUGAAAAAAUCGGGUGGCAGCAUAAAGAAGAUGUCAAAGAAGCGUAUGAAUGGAGCCCUACGUCGAUCAGACAGUCAGCAAGCUGUGAAAUCUCCUCCACUACUAGAUUCUCCUGAUUCGAGCAGAGAACCUAUUUUAAAACUCUCAAGUAAGCUUUCUUCUGUCAGCAUACGAGGAAUCAGCACUUCGAAUUCCUCCAAUGACAUCAGUGCAAAUGACUUCCAUGUCUCUUAAUAGAGUAUCAUCCUGCUCCAGUCACGCAUCUAAGCAAUACGUCAUUUAGAGAAGAUAUUCUGGUAACCUGUUAGUUAUUAAUUAACUUUCAGAUAAAGAAAUAGCAUGCUUGAAUUCUUUAAUGCAAGGGAAUGUGUCAAGAUUAUUCUCUUGUCGCUAAUAUUGCAUGACAUUGGAGAAUUGAAAAAUGAAUGAAAUAUUCUGCAAUUGGAAAUGAAAGAAUUUAGUCCAUGGAGUCCCCUGGAAACAUUGCAGGCUAUGAUUGCUUUCAGUUUACUUUGAAAUGCUGAUGAAAAGGCAUUAAAGAUAACAUAUUUACUUUUGGAGUCCAUUGCAUAGCGUUUCACUACUUUUCCUGGCAUUUUUGUUAUCAGCAACAGCUUUGAGGUCACAGUAAGCCAAUCAGAGUUUCAGUAAGAUGCAUAGUGUUUCUUUUGUUUCCAUCUGCAAUUUUCACAGCGGGAUGUCUGAAAGCGUGGUGAUUCUGAUGGAUUUUUGCCAGAUGUAGUUUCUUUGUAUUCUUUGAACUGGCUGGGUCUUCUUUAAUGAGUCUCAUACUGUCCCAAUACUUGUGUAUGAAUUUUGCUGCCUUGAGCUAGGAAAAUGAACGUGAUGACAAAACACAUAGAUGCAUGGAAUUCUGAUAGGUUCAGUUUAUUAAUCACAGACUGAAAAAUGCUAGCUUCUACUUAUUUGCAUGCUUAAAUAUCUCAAAUGGACCACAACCAUUGAUAUCAUGGACUUCAUCGAUUGCAUGAUUAAUGGCUUGAUGCAAGAGAUGGGCAAUAUAUGGAAUAUUCAACAGGCGGUGAUGCAUCUUGUGCAGGUCCUUUAAUAAGCGUGUGUGUGUGUAUAUUGCAGAAUCACUUGAUUGUCGAACAGUUUUCUCCAGCCACUCGGUACUCUAGACAUUUUGAAUUGUAUAGGAAUGAUGCCUGCAUUACAUUGAAAAAUAGAUUUCAACUAGCUGAUUCAACAUUGAUUUAUUCCACUGUAAACCAGUGCAAUGAUGUUUUAUUGUUUGCCUUCCAAUCUCAGCUCUCAAUCAAUUACUAAAGAUAAUAUCUUAUCUCUCAAGAGAUAGUGUGUCAGCUCUGCUCAGCGGUAGCAUUCUCUCCUCUGAGUCAGAAGAUUGUGGAUUCAAGUCCCAUGGUGGGACUUGAACUCACGUAGUGUAAACUGACACUAAAUGCACUGCUGGGGUGUGUUCCUUUGUCUAAGAUGUUGUCCUUUGGAUGCGAUGUUAAACUGAGACCCUGCCUGCCUGCUCAGGUGGAAAUUAAAGAUCCCACAGCACUAUGGAAGUUUUGCAUUUAUCAAUCUAUUGAAUCCAGGCAAGCCUCAUAUUAAAAUGAUCAGUCUUCCUUAGCGAUUGCCUAUCACUAUUGCAUACAAACUGUACUUUAUUUAUAUGCAUUUUGUAACUGAAGCCAUUCCUUGUGUAACAAAGUCUGUUCAUUUUUAUAAUUUUUCUAAAAUUUGCAUAAGUUCUUUUAGGAUUCUGUAUCAAAGGCUUGAGUUCAAGUGUUACCCUUUGAUGGGAUUAUCCAUAAACUAAAUCCAACUUUAUGAAUUAUAGCCCAUGAACAUUGUUUAGGAAGUAAGAAAGCAUAUUGAAAAGUCAGAUCUCUUGCUGUCUUGAGCAAAUAAAAACAAACCUAUGCUAAUUUGUAGCAAAUGUUUUGUUGUGACUGUUUCACAAUGCCAUACAGCACAAUUAGGCAAACUACUUUAUGUAUAAUUCUUGUAUUGAUGUUGUACUCGCUAAUUUCGAAAGUCUUACAUAGAAAAACAAUUUUUGCGUUUCCCAAAGUAACAGAAUAUAUAUAUAUAUAUACACACAUACACAUUUACUUGAACUAUUUUUAUCUGUUAGGUGAGAUAUUUACAUCUAAUCCAGUGCAAUUCCAGACAAGCACUCGUACACUUCUGACAAACCUUACAGCUAUUACUGGAAGUGAAUGUUUACUGUGAGAAUUUUAGAAUUCCUUAAGGACCCUUAAUAUACCGCAUGCUGUAACAUAUGCUGUUUUACCUUACAGUUUAUAACAAGCUGAUUAUUAUUUUUGUAUUUUAGGAUGUAUAAGUUCUUUAAGUGCUAAUUACCAUAAAUGAUAAUAUUUUGGCUAAAUAUAUUUUGUCCAAUAACAUACCUAUUAUAGUGUGUGCAUUACUCAUGUGCAUACAAAUCUCAGUAUCGGAGCUGAAAAUUCCAGAUAUUUGUCUUGUUUGUACUUGGUAGUCUUGACUGCAUCCCUCUGCCAGAAUUCAGGUAUCCCUUUAUAACUUUGAUUAUUUAAGUACUGAAAAUGUUGUUAAUUUUCAACUAUGGUGUAUCUACUGUUUACUGAAUUCAUUAAGAGAUGGUUCCUAUUGACCUAAAAAGGUCUAUUCACAUAAAACAAUUAGAAACUAGUUGCUUUCUUUAAAAUUAAGUGGCAUCUGACUUGAUAGCAGCCUCAUAUGUUGUCCAUGAUAAUGAUGCAAACUGAAUAUUGAGUCAUUGUCUACAAUUAACCUAAAACAUUUGUUGUUAAUAUUAACACUAUAACCAUUUUAUUAUUCAAAUCUGUAGAUCAAAAAUAAAAUUGAUUAGUAAUUUUGUUUAGGGGGCGGAUAUUUAAAAAUCUGUUUCCUACUGGCAAGUUGAACUCUGUUUAUUAGUAUUUUGGUAUUUGCAGUCUCAACCUAUUAAGUCAACCAGAUGUGAAUUGUUAAUGUAUUGUGGAUACCAAAUAUUGGAAGCACUUUAGUGGAGAUUGACAUUUAUAAUUAAUGUUCUUUAAACAUUUUAUUCAUCUUAACUUUGUCUAAACUGAGACCUCUUAACAGAAUAGUGGUUUAAAUGGGACCAUUUUCCUGCCACUAAGUUGGAUGAAGUUUAACAAGAAAACUGAAAAGACCUGUAGAAAGAGUUUUGUAAGAUCUAUUAAGAGUUUGUCCAGGAAACCUAGUAUAAUUUUCCUAUUUCAAAUGUACAGGUACUGAUGUUUUCAUGAUGUUGAAUGAUGCCGUCUAACAUGAACAUCAGAGUAAUUAGACUUUUCAGAUUGGUUCCACAACUGAAAUGAAUGCACCAGUGAGAUUCAGUUUCCGAGCUCAAUAACUGGCUACAAUUUGGCCUUCCAUUUUAUUUAGGAAGGUAUUGGUAAUGGAUGCAUAUUUUUAAAGAAUUCAAGUUCUUGCUAUAAAAAUGGUGUGACCUUUAACAAAGUAGUCUUAACCUUUUACUGGAGCAAAGUACGAGUUGAAGUAUUCAAAGGUUUUCAGGAUUCAACUUAGUAGCCUAUUGCAUACAGAUGCAUAUACAUUCAAAAUAGGUAUGCUAUAAAGACCAUUCUGUUUUGGGCGGGUCUUUACAUUUUUCACCUGUGUGAUCCUGAAAGCUUCUGUAUUUUAGAUACUAAGUUGAAAUAAAUGGUAUUGCACUACUUACUUUGUUUAACCUUCAUGCUGUAAGACUAACUGCAACCUACGUUAAUGAUUUAUCUCAUCUGUCCAACAAUUGCUAAUGCACCUUAAUAUUUCUGUGCAACACUAAUUGCCCAGUAGUUCUGUAUUAGGGAUUUGUUUUUCUUUAUGUAGCUGUGCCAGCAGAAAUACAGUAUCAUGAAUCAGCAAACUCAAAUUUGUAUAAAAAAGCUUGAAUUGUGUAAUAUGCAAAUAAACUAUUUUCAUAAUGUGAAAAAA
Messenger RNA from Callorhinchus milii (elephant shark), 5136 nucleotides. RefSeq names its product sorting nexin 17 (gene snx17). Gene Ontology annotation, cellular component: early endosome. The record is from RefSeq and is a predicted model, not a curated record. NCBI's taxonomy places the organism in Eukaryota, Metazoa, Chordata, Chondrichthyes, Chimaeriformes, Callorhinchidae. Gene Ontology annotation, molecular function: phosphatidylinositol binding. The coding region runs from base 82 to 1446 and encodes 454 amino acids. Gene Ontology annotation, biological process: intracellular protein transport; signal transduction. The transcript is spliced from 16 exons.